Molecule: messenger RNA, 1539 nt
Organism: Ostrea edulis (European flat oyster)
Lineage: Eukaryota; Metazoa; Mollusca; Bivalvia; Ostreida; Ostreidae
Product: neuroglobin-like
Exons: 3
Coding region: 679-1281 (200 amino acids)
Molecular function (GO): heme binding; oxygen binding
Source: RefSeq, a predicted model, not a curated record
AUUUAAUGACCUAAGUUACAAUAUUGAAAAUUUACUGUAUGUUUCUCGACACGUGAUUGGAAGGAGUUAGAUAGAUCUGUCAAUCUUAUCUUUGAUCCUCGUUAGCAUCUGUCUUGCAAUUCCAGUCGAAAAUCAUUAAAAGCAGGGAACAUCUACACCAUUCACCCAAACUGUAGAUCACUUCCAACUUGUUUAUAUUAAGUAUAAGGCAAAGAAAUUAGAAGCGAUUGGAUUGUUGCAGUGCAUAAUUCUGGUCUAAGAACCACCUGACCCGCCGAAUCUACUUUGUAUACACCUAUACCAAUAGAUAUUGCCCUCGGUACCUGCUGAACAUAGAGAGUUUCCCUGGCUGCGUCAAAUAUAGGAAGGCGUCGUACCAGCGUAUUGAUCAUGGCACCACAGUGAUUUAAUGCGGCUGCUCGCUGAUUUACCAUCAUAAUUGGUUUCUAGGAGUAUUAAUAUACCAAAAGCGUGAAAUUAUUGUGAGUUCGUAAUAUAAAUUGAUGGUCAUAUGUUAACAAGGGUUCUGACAAUUGGUACUUCGGAAAGUGUUUGGUGUAUUAACAAACGUCCGAGACUACAGUCAUAAUGGUUGAUGGACUAUGUUUUAACUGAUCGAAAGUAUGUGCACAUGCUGAACUUUUACGUUGGGUUUUAAAUGUUUUGAGGAAAAAAACUAUGGGUUGUAUAAAUGCCAAAAAGAGGAGGAAGGAGGCUUUGCGACAAGGACUUGAUGUAUCGUCAUCGAGAAGAAAAACUUAUCUGAAGACCAACGAAGAAUCGGCGAACGGGUCAACUUCCCUCAACCGGGAGCCCUCCCCCCCCUUGCCCAAUCUCACGGAGCAACAAAAAGAGCUGGUUAUGCAAUCCUGGCAAAAAAUUCAGGAAGACAUGUCAAAAGUAGGCGUGGUCAUGUUUAUGAGAUUGUUUGAAACGCACCCAGAUGUUCAAGACGUGUUCAUGCCUUUCAAAGGUUUAUCGCAAGAUGAUCUCAGACACAGCUCACAGCUUCGAGAGCAUGCACUAAGGGUUAUGGGAACAGUUGAAAAAUGUCUAGCAAGAAUCAAUGAACCGAAAAAGAUGGAAGAAAUGUUGCAUGACUUGGGUACAAGACACGUCAUGUACAGCGCAAAAGUCGAUUACGUGGACUUGAUUGGUCCUCAGUUUAUUUGGGCGAUGCAGCCUGCUCUGCAAGACCAAUGGACCACCGAGUUGGAAGAGGCUUGGUCUGAUUUGUUCAAAAUGAUUGCACAUGUCAUGAAGAAUGCCAUGCAGUUUUAAUCACCAGGAUCUACAUAACAUAACAGUGCCUCUAUCUAAAUAGUAAAGAAUGGGUUACUGUGACGUCUGGGAUGUUUUAAUUUUACUGACAAAUGAAAGUAACCCAACAGAAUUAUGAAAACGCGUGUUUUGUCACGGAUACAUGUAAAUCAAAUUGCAUCCAAAUGUCUAUGAAUGUCGUUUCUGACUUGUUAAAAACGUACACCUUUCUAAAGAAUAUUCUUAUACUGAAUAAUAAACGAGAUAUACAUGUGUUUA